Messenger RNA from Cotesia glomerata, 2126 nucleotides. RefSeq lists its product as uncharacterized. NCBI's taxonomy places the organism in Eukaryota, Metazoa, Arthropoda, Insecta, Hymenoptera, Braconidae. The transcript is spliced from 4 exons. Bases 681 to 2126 code for a protein of 481 amino acids. The record is from RefSeq and is a predicted model, not a curated record.
AAUUUAUUAAACAAAAAUUUUUUUUUCAAGCGUCUAUUUUUCGAUACUUUAUUGUCAAAAAUAGGAUGGAUUCCACUUUCAAAUAAUUAUGGCAUGUACUUAAGAAUUAAGAACUGAAUAUUAAAAAGCCAAGAACAAAAGCUGAAGAAAAGAAGAAAGGACUUUUAUUAACCAGUAUCCUCGAUUUAUAGCGACACUAGUUGACCCAUUGAAAAUUGCGCACUUUUGGUGAUACACUAAAUAACUUUCGAUGGCAGGCCGUGAAAUCCCUUUAACCCAAAUUGAUCAUUCAAGCAUUACAUACGCAACAUAAAUACCCAGUCUUAAUGAUGUUUUUAAGUAGAGAGUAUAAAAGCCAUCCAGCCAGUCUGGUGUUAUCGGUUGUCGCUAAUGGCCUUAACUUUUAAAAAUGAGGAUAUGAAAGAUGUUUUAUGCUAAGUACCUGAUCAUCGCCCAAAUCACGGAGCGAAGUACUUAAUAAAAUAAUGGGCAACGCUGGUGUUCCGUGUCUUGUUCAAUAUAUGAGAACAAUGACAGGUUUUGUGUGAUCAUAAACGUGUCUGUCAAGACCAAAAUAACCAACCGAAGAAGCCUUUAAAAACGUUUCAACAUACAAUUAUUGACUCAGUCGUUCCUCGUAAAUCCUCGUGAAAAUGAGUCAAUGAUAUUACGAAGAAAACAUGGAAUACUACACACUUACUCAAGCUCUGUAUCAUUUUGUUAUUGCUAUUGUUGGUGUUUCCGUGUCCAGCGGAGCUAAUCUUGAUAGAGCUUCAUUGGAGCUCAAAGAUCAGCAUCAACAUGAAGUACUGAUCAAUUUCCCAAGAAAAUCAAACGAAAGUAAAGUUGCAACUGCUAGACAUCUGUAUCUUCCCCCUGGAGAGCCGGAUUUCGUACUACCCGAAGUUAUUGACAAUAGAGUAAGAAGCGCCUUUCAAAGACCGAUUUCUUCGACUAUCAUUCAACCGAGCAUCGAAUUGCAAACGCCGUUUCCUCGUGAGAUUUAUAACUACCUUCCACCGGCGAUCAGACACUCGAAUAUCAAAGCCAGUGAUUUUGAAAGAGACGAAAUUAGUGGAUUUGUCAGGAUAAAUUCAAUGUCCUGCAAAAAUACUGAUGAUGAAGCAUUUUUUAAGGCGUCUGUUAUACCACCGAAAGUGUCUGACUAUCCAGUGAUUGAAGGCGCUACUAGUGAAUAUUGCAAAAUUGUUAAAGUUAAUGAUGAGUAUAGGUUCAACUUUAGUAAUGACAUGUUUUGGAACUGUGGAGUUAAAGAUUGUUCUACGGAUGCGGGGAAAUUUUAUUGCUUGAGUCUGAGAUUCGCUACAGUUUCUGGGCUCAAGCUUAAUGAGGAUAUCAAGAUUUUGUUAAAGUGUCGGACUCAGGAAAAAAUUACUUCGCAUACUAAACGAAUACAUGUAAAGACUCAUGAUACAUCCGCUAGAAUGGCUCCAAGAGUAGCGACAGGUGGACAUAAAAAUGCAUUUGAAACUGAGAUCGGUUUGUACCGAAAAACUCUUGGAUCGAAUCAUUUAUUCGAUUCGAGAAUUCAACCGGGUGGAACGGUUAUUCUCGGAGAAGAAAUCCUUCUCAGAGUUGCAGUUCGUGAAGGUGAUGGUUGGCGGUAUUCAAGAAUCAGCGAUGUGACGAUUCAUCAUUUGGAGAACAAAAAACAGAAAAAAAUAAUUAACAGUAUGUGGAUCUUAGAUUCGAAUGGAUGUCUCAAUCAAGAAAUCCGGGAAGUUUGUUCACGGGAACAAUAUCGCGUUACACCACUUGAGAGUUAUCUGAUUUUUCAAGCCUUCAUGUUCGAUCAUAUGAAAGAAACCGAUGAAAUGGUAAUGAAUAUUAAAGCUACUGGUUGUCUAGACGGCAAUGACUGCGUGAUAAAUUGCCCUGCGGGACACUCAAGAAAAACGAGAAGUCUUGCAGAAUUGAAGACACACAAUCAAACUAUUAAUUGGCUUGAUGAUAUCUCUUUUAAAGUAAUUUUACCAAAAAACUAUAAGCAAGAAAAUAUUAUUGAUGAUCGUUUAAUUAUCCCGUAUGCUUUUUCAGCUUUUAUCAUUUUAAUAGUUUUUAUUUUACUUUGUAUCAUAAAAAUCAUUUUUAAAAAGAAAAAAUAG